Gadus chalcogrammus (walleye pollock) is the source of this 6749-nucleotide messenger RNA. RefSeq lists its product as uncharacterized. Gene Ontology annotation, biological process: signal transduction. The transcript is spliced from 6 exons. The coding region runs from base 364 to 4677 and encodes 1437 amino acids. NCBI's taxonomy places the organism in Eukaryota, Metazoa, Chordata, Actinopteri, Gadiformes, Gadidae. The record is from RefSeq and is a predicted model, not a curated record.
UAUCUGGUCUGGUAGGGGUUACGUUCAGUAUCGCCUGUAAAUAUUAUACAUAUUUUAAGCUUUAAGCAUGGCCAGGUCGAGAGAGGCGCUAGAGUCGCAGAGAAAAAUGAAAGAGCCCGUGUUGCGUAUGCACGUAGUUUGUGAGUAAGUGAGUGAGAGAGUAAUGUGAGGAUGCCAAAGAGAAGCGGUGGUGGUGCAGUUGAGUAGAGAGGGAGGAGAGCCAAAGCGCAAAUCGACAGGCGUGACAGCGGACUAUGGAGCAGAUCCCGUUUGAGCCCAGCGAGUUCGAGCGAGAGGCAGCUUAUCCCUUUCCCUUUUGCAACUAGUGUGCUGAAAACUGUAGGAAUUACUGGCUGAAAAGGAAUGGCUGAUCCUCUGCGGAGGACUAUACUUGCGAAACUUCGGGGAAAGAAAUUGAAGAAAGGAGCGUCAGCCGGUGGUGUAUACGGUUGUUCGGCUGCUACUGCAAAGAAGGACGGGGAAGAGCUGGACUGUGGACCGGCGACUGAAAGAAUGAGUACCUACGAGAAUUUUGACAACGGGGCGUUAGUAGAAGUCGGGGGUUUUCUUUUCCGGAAGUCGAAACGUGUGGUCUUUGCAACUGCUUGUCCCCGCUACGAGGUUUCUAGUCGUCGCAUGAACCCCAGUAGCGAGGAGAGAGAGCCGACCAGCAGCAGGUGUAGAUAUCGGGUUAAUGAGGAUCUCCUGGGGGUCCCACUUCAAAGAGGUGUGCAGUUUUGGGACUAUGGUAAGGAUACGAUCCUUCAGGAGCCAUAUUCUUUAGGCAAAGCGGGGCUGCCCAGUGGGGAACGCGUCGCAGGUCUGCACACACCGGGAAAACACUUUCCGCGGAAGUACAGCGUAGGCGAUUCAAUUGGUUUUGGGGAAAACCACAACCAUAACGUCUCCCAUACACAAUUGGACUCAAAUAGUACAGAAGUUGUCAAUGCCGCCCGCAUCUCUGACCUCGAUACUGACAGCGUAUGUUUGGACAAAGAAGCAAGAGUUCAUAGAUAUGGAAGCAGCGAUCGUUCUUUAAGAAUGCAGCACAUGGCGGAGAGUGUUGUGGCUGUAAACCAGCGUCGACAUAACGCCGAUUCUAAUUAUGACCAUAACCGACCCAUAAAUACAAAAUCUGCAACGUGCACCACACUCAUAAAUCCAACUUGUGACCCAAGCUAUUGCCUCACAGGAAGUAAUACCGAGGAGACCAUUUUAAUCAGAAACAUUGAGAGCUAUGAAAGCUCAGAGUUCUCUGGCAAAAUCAGGUUGAUCAACCUUCAGAGCCCAACCUAUUUCCCUACGGAAUCAGAAAUAAACAUGUCAUCGCUGUGUGCAACAGAAGGGUCCCCCAUUCGCCACUCUUUGGACAGUGAAGACGAGGACUACUACGAUAACGAAAUACUGCCCUUUUACGAAAGUGUGAGAAAUGGUGCAAAUGAGAUGACACGUGGGAAGAACCAUGAAGUGGUCCAAAGCAGGAAGGAUAGAUGCCAGGGGUUGAGGGACAUCAGCAUCCAAGAGACCGACCGGCUCCGGAGCCAGCUGAAAGAGGCCUAUUAUCUCCUCAUCAAUGCCAUGCAUGAUAUCAACCUGGACGUGCAGCAGCAGCAUAGUGAUGGUAAGAAGCAGCAGACGUACUCCUCUAGCAGCAGCCCCUCCAGGGACAGCCUCUCGGUAAAGAAUAUGGACAGCGACUCCUGGUCGUCGGGGGGGGACCAAAGCCCCCAGCGGUUGUCGGACUCCAACCCCAACCUGCUCUGCGUCAGCGGGACGCCUGGGUCCUGGUGCAGGGGCAGUAGCCCCCUAGACAGCAUCAGCCCCCUGGACAGCAGCAGCCUGGGGAACCUCCUCUCCUUCACCAGCUCCUCGGGACCGCCCAUACCACGCUCGGCUAGCGACGGCGCUAUCAGCUAUCACCACUGUAGAAGAGGGCCUGUGGCCAUGUGUGAGGGCGCAGCCGACAGCGGGAGUCCUGAUGUGUGUGAGGACUUGGCUGUGGUGGAGCCUACGGGGCCAGAGGUUCAGAAGGAGGGAAGAGGAGGCCACCAGGCUGCUAACCAAGAGGCCACCAGCAGCAAUGAGCAGCCUCAGGACGGUGUGGGCAAUUCAUGCCGGAUGCUGUACGCGAGCGGGGGCUCCUUUGCCAGCCUCACAGGGUCAUCCGACAACACUAACGCAGACACCCCCCUGCCUGAUGCCCCCAAGGAUCCCACAGGUGCACAGACUCUGGCUGCCCCCACCUGCACCUUGGCUAGACAGGGUCACCACCAUGGUGUCACGGUGAACAAGAUGCAGGAAUGGAUGCAUAAGGGCCCCCUGCUGUCGUCGGAGAUGAAGCAGCGCAUCGAGGGUUCGUCAUCAUCCUCCUCGUCUACCUCCUCCUCCAGCCCGCCAGCGGGGCACAAGGCAUGGGAGCAGGAGGCCAUUCGUGGGGCCCAAAGGGUGAAACCGCUGGGUCACGGCGGGGACAAGCCGGUUCCCAAGUCCCCCCGGCAGUCCACUGCGUCGUCGCCACAGCAACAUCCAGUUCCCGAUGAGAAUGCACAGGGCCGCGAGCCAAACCAACGACCCAAUGAGCCGCCCGGUUGUCGGUCGAUGCUCAACUCCAUUACUGUCUCCAAGAAGCGCAACUGGCUGCAGCAAAGCUCGCUGGGGAGGGUCCAUGGGGUCGAGGAGCCCCUUGGUGAUCUUGGGGCUGAUGAGGAGGGAGGACAGGCCCCACGUGACCAGCCUCUCAUUCGUCCCAGUUCUUCCCCUGAACUCCUGAUGCCCCCAGGGGUUUCAUCGUCACGCCCAGUGCGUUUUCACCUGCCGCAGGCCCGGGUCACACCACAGAUCCGGUGCAUUGACCCGGCUGAAGAAAACGAUGCAGAUGACGAGGGUGAGAUCUGGUACAACCCCAUCCCUGAGGACGAAGAACCAGCUCAGGUGACCAAAAACAACCCCCCCUCUAGGAGACCAGUGGCCUCACCUCCGCAGGAGAGCCAAGCCCCAAAGAGGAGGCCAAGCAGGUGCUGGGAUGGAGGCUCCUGUAGGACGCCAGACACCUCCACCAACACGGCCCGGCCAGAGAGGCUUAGGGAAGGCGGGGGCCUGGCCUUCAUUGCUGGCGGAGGUGAAGGAGGAGAUGGGAGCCAGGGAAAUGCCACACAUUCCAUAGAUACACCACAUCUGCACAGGCAGAUGCUUUCUUGCAAAUCUCAGGAGGAGGCGGGGGCUUCCGGCAGCAGAGCAACGGAAGGCUCGGAUGAUCCCCAGGCAGCUGGGUUCUCGCCUCCCUCCAGCCCCAACCCAGCCAAGAAGCCCAGUUCCCUGAACUGGUCCUUCCCUGACAAGAUCAAGUCCCCACGCACGGUCAGGAAAAUCUCCAUGAAGAUGAAGAGGCUUCCGGAGCUGAGUCGUAAGCUUAGCGUCAAGGGGUACCCCAGCAACGGCAACAGCAGCAGUGGCGGGGGCAACAGAGGCAGCCAAUCAGAGACCAGGGCCAACUCCUUUAGGCUGAAAAGCUCGGGUCCCGAGGCUAUGGCAAACUCCUCGAGACAUCCCAGGUUCUCUACGCCCGGUGGAGGAGGGGAGGCGAGCCACAACGUUAUCUCACGCUACCACCUGGACAGCAGUGUCUCCACCCAGCACAACUACGGCAAGAAGGAGAACAGUGGCGUGUCCAAGUCGGCCAUUAAAGGUGGCUAUCUCAGUGACGGAGACACCCCCGAGCUGGUCGCCAAGUCUGGGAAGCGCGGCUGCACGGAGGGCAGUGGGCGGAAGUGUAAGGAGUUGGGUCCCGGGAGUGUGGGAGCCGAAAAGGCGAUUUGGGGCACGGGGACUGCUGCCGGAGGGGGGGGCCCUCCAAAGCUGCACGGAACUGAGCUAGACAUCGACGCCUUCCGCCCAUACAGUUUCAGCCUGCAGCCAAAGUGCAGCCAGUACAUCUCGGGGCUGAUGAGCCUACACUUCUAUGGCGCAGAGGAUCUGAAGCUACCGCGCGUGGACUCACGUGAUGUCUACUGUGCCAUACAGGUGGACUCUGUUAACAAGGCACGAACUGCCCUGCUCACCUGCCGCACCAGCUUCCUGGAGAUGGACCACACGUUUAACAUCGAGCUGGAGAACGCCCAGCACCUCAAGCUGGUGGUGUUCAGCUGGGAAUCAGCGCCCAAGCAGCGCAACCGCGUCUGCUGCCACGGCAUGGUUGUGCUGCCGGCGCUUUUCCGCGUAACACGCAGCCACCAGCUGACCGUGAAGCUGGAGCCACGUGGGCUGAUCUACGUUAAGCUUAACCUCAUGGAGCACUGGCAGAACUCACUGGACGGGGGUUGGGACGGCAGCCGGGAGCGCCGGGUGUUUGGCGUGGAGGCGUGGCGCGUGGUGGAGCGGGAGAGCACGGGGCUCCUGGUGCCACUGCUCAUACACAAGUGCAUCACUGAGAUCGAGAAUAGAGGCUGCCAGGUGGUGGGUCUCUACCGUCUUUGUGGUUCGGCGGUGGUGAAGAAGGAGCUACGGGAGGCGUUUGAGCGAGACAGCCUUGCCACAGAGCUGUGUGAGAACACCUAUCCCGACAUCAAUGUCAUCACAGGUAACUGUAGUCAUCAACACCAUGGUUAUAACGAUCACAGCAAAGGCAUGCUUGCAUUGACUGUCUGCAAAAAUUUCGAGGAGUUUUCUGUUUGUAGUUAACCAACAUCACAGUUCAGGUUAUGCUGGCGCACAAUCUACACACGCAUAUAUAUUUAUCUUUUUUUCGUCCCACUUGGCUCCCAAUUUAAGAUUUUUUUUUCGUCUUUGGUAUUGUUGUGGGCAACAAUUGCAUUGGUCCAGAAGGGUUUGCAGCAAAAAAACGCUGCAGCAAUGAUCUUCAAAAACGGCAAAGCAAUUGAAUACUUCAGGGCAAUAGCGCCCCAUUAAUAUACGUCGUGCUUGUUCAGACUUUGACAGGCUCAGAUUAUAUUCUAAAAUUAUGUUAAGGAUCCAUACAGAGGAAUACAACCAACUCUUGACCAACAAAAUGAGUUGCAGUCACCUGUAGUUCAACCAGCUAUCUCAUUGGACUGUGUUAUGGCUCCAAGGCUGUGGAGCUGUGGUGGAGGUCGAAGAAUGUCCCUUCCAUUCCUCGGUCUUGGGAUCAGAGGUAGAAAGUAUUUGAUUGUUUUUUAUACAAUAGGGUUUGUUUCUAAAAGUUUAUUAUUCGGUGUGAUGAUCAGAUUAUGAUAUGUAUUAUAAUAUUGUCACUUUAAGCAUAAUGCAUCACUCUCUGUGAUGUAUGGGGAAGGUAGGUGUUUAAGAUGGGUGUAGAGGGUGUACAGAAAGUAUUUGGUUGGAGUUCAUGGAGGAGAAACAUGGUCAUGAUUUUUCUCCCACCUCCCUUCCCACAGUGAAAGAGGAAGGCGACAGGAGCUGCUGUUGGUUUUGGGAAGAGGCCCUUUGUGGGCCUCCUUCUAUCAUGCGGAUGCUUUGAUCGGCAUACAUUUGCAUUGCAGGGCAGAAAACACAGUUAACAGUUGAACGGCUUCGGAAAAAAGGGCACCAGUGCUGGAGGUGACUGUCAGUCUUUUCUCACCGUCCAAAUGUACCCUGCCCAGCUGAAAAAGGGUGGAUGCUUCACUCAUGUGUGUGUGUUUGUUGGAGUUGGGUCAAUGGUGUUAUUGUUAACUGCAAUAAGGGAGAUGUCAGUUUGUGAUGGUCAUGGAUCUUACACUUGUGUGUGCGAGUGUGCAUUCACAAACACACCAUUUUUUGCAUUCUCACUUUUGGAUGUGCUGAGACAUACCAUGCCGAGCUGAAUUGAGUUUCCACUAUCAUUUCAAAAGCACUGUGCUGUGCCAAACCGGGCCUGAUAUGGAUAAUCUCUGAGGUAAGGCCAAAGCGAGCCCGUGUGUGUGUGUGUGUGUAUUAGUGCUGUCAGUUUAACAGUGUUAAUUUUUUUAUUGCGCGAUUAACGCUCUUCCGGCUUGGCAAACGUUGUCGUUUUUUCGACUUCAGUUUCAACAACUAGUCACGUUAGAAAAACUACAACACCAUACCAGAUCUAGCUACACCGCAAACAAAACAACAAGUACGCCGCACAAACUUGUUGGGGGAAUCAAGGAUAGGGAGCGGGUGAAAAACUUCUUAAAAGUGUGCGUGUGUUUUUGUGUCACUCUGUUCGAGCCUACACGAGAGUUGUUGUCAUUAGCUGUUACGUCUUUUUAACCAAUCGCAGUUCAAGGCCCACCUGGGCUGUACCACUUUGGGAGGGGCCACUCAGUUACUCCCCUCUAGACAGCCCCAAAACGUUAACGGCCCACCGGGAAUUCUCCCGACUCUCCCGAUUACCACUUCCCCACCGUGUCUGUGUGUGUGUGUGUGUGUGUGUGUGUGUGUGUGUAGGCGUUAUUCGAUAGCCUGGUAAUGUGUAUAGGCCUACGUACGGUAGGAAUAUUCAUACUGGUUUAAAUAAUAAAUGUUAUAGUAUUUCCCAUAGUAUUUUGUUCGAAAGUUUAGAAAUUGAAACAAAUAAAAGCCUGGGCUAUUGAAGUUUUACGGUAGGCCUGCCACUGUCAUGCACCUACCCGAUGUCAAGUGGACCGGGUUGAAUUCACUGCGGGUCUCUCUUCCUAUAUCCAUCUUGCCAAAUAUAUUUUAUUCACACACUCUCUGAUCUAGCAGCACGAAAUCAAGGGAUAUUUAGAAUAGAAAAAAAUGUGCGAUUAAUCGCGAGUUAACUAUGACAUUAAUGCGAUUAAUCGUGAUUAAAUAUUUAAAUCGCUUGA